AUGGGGGUCCAGCCACUCUCCUCAGAAACAGCCAUGGUGGGCUGUGCCACCUUCCUGUUUGCCUUGGUAUCUUUCCGGCUGGGCCGACCUGCAUUUUCAAGGAAGAGGAUGAACCAUGAGGCAAAGGAGGAGACAGGGAAUAGGACUGUCCUGAGGAAGGAGCUGUAUUGCAAAGGCAUGGAGAUUGGGGAAAGCUCAGAGCGGACCCCUGCCCUCUGCCGCCUGGUGCUUCCUCAGCCUCCCGGCCGCUCCGGUUUGCUGGGCGGCUUCUGUGCCCGGCUGCCUCCCGUCUGGCAGGAUGUCGUUUGCAUCGUCCAAUGCAUGAACUGCACUCGGCUCAGUGACAUGAGCGAGCGGCUGACCACGCUGGAGGCCAAGGUUCUCCUGCUGGAAGCAGCAGAGCGGCCCUCGGGCCCAGACAACGACCUGCCAGCCCCGCAGAGCACUCCGCCGCCCAGGAACGAGGACUUCCUCCCUGAUGCCAUCCCUCUCGCCCACCCGGGACCCCGAAGGAGAAGACCCACGGGCCUGGCCGGGCCUCCGGGGCAGACAGGACCACCAGGGCCUGCAGGUCCCCCAGGCUCCAAAGGUGACCAGGGCCAGACUGGAGAGAAGGGCCCAGCAGGGCCUCCUGGGCUAUUGGGACCACCAGGGCCCCGUGGACUUCCUGGAGAGAUGGGGCGCCCUGGUCCCCCAGGACCCCCCGGCCCAGCAGGCAGCCCAGGCCUCUCUCCAAAUGGCCCUCAAGGUGUCCUCUACUCCCUGCAGCCACCUACAGACAAAGACAAUGGAGACUCACAGCUGGCAUCUGCCAUCGUGGACACCGUGCUGGCAGGCGUCCCAGGGCCCCGGGGCCCCCCCGGCCCACCAGGUCCCCCUGGACCACAUGGUCCCCCAGGACCCCCAGGAACACCCGGAUCCCAGGGCCUGGCUGGGGAGCAGGGCACGGCUGGGCCGUCUGGUGAGCCUGGAGUGAAGGGGGAGGACGGGGAGAAGGCCGCCGCCUCUGCAGAGGGCGAGGGGGUGCAGCAGCUGCGGGAGGCCCUGAAGAUCCUGGCCGAGAGGGUCCUCAUUCUGGAGCACAUGAUUGGGAUCCACGAUCCCCUGGCCUCCCCUGAGGGGGGCUCCAGCCAGGAUGCCGCCCUGAGAGCCAGCCUCAAGAUGAAGCGUGGUGGCCCUCAUGCUGAUGGCGCCCUUGCUGCCCUGCUUGGUCCCAACCCUGGGCAGAAGAACGCUGAUGGGGCCAGCGACAGGAAGUAGGAGCCCAGGUCU
Galeopterus variegatus (Sunda flying lemur) is the source of this 1272-nucleotide messenger RNA. Its product is annotated as collagen alpha-1(XXVI) chain-like. Lineage: Eukaryota; Metazoa; Chordata; Mammalia; Dermoptera; Cynocephalidae. The transcript is spliced from 12 exons. The record is from RefSeq and is a predicted model, not a curated record. The coding region runs from base 1 to 1260 and encodes 419 amino acids.